AUGUCAAUUUUUGUCAGAUUUCUUGACAUUGAGUCUAAAACUUUUAGGGAAGAGUUGCUAACAAUAUUGCCUCUGAAAGGUACUCGAGGAGAAGAUUUAUUCAAGGUAAUUGAUGAAUUUAUUACUAAAUCUAACAUCAGUUACGAUAAAAUUGUGUCGCUUUCAACUGACGGGGCCCCAGCAAUGAUUGGCAAAGAAAAAGCUGUAGUAAAGAGAAUUAGGGAUAAAAAUCCAGGCCUAAUAUCAUAUCAGUGUAUAAUUCACCAGGCAGCCCUUUGUGGAGAACUUAGCGCUACACUGAAAGAAGUGAUGGACAGCUUAGUGAAGUUAGUAAAUUUUAUGAGAUCUCAUUCUGCUCUUCAGCACCUACAUUUCAAGGAGUUUCUUUUUGAAUGUGAUUCAGCGUAUUCUGACUUACUGCAACACAACAAUGUUCGUUGGCUAAGUAAAGGUCAAGUUAUUGAACGUUUUUGGCUAAUAAAAGAACAAGUAACCUCCUUCUUGCAAAACUUAGAUACGCAGGGAGCUAAGAAGCAGCUUGAGUUCGUAACAAAUAAGCGCAAUAUGCUGGUUGUGGCUUUUCUAAAAGAUAUUUUGAAAUAUUUAAAUGCGCUCAACACAGUUACAAGAAAAUGGAAAAUUAAUAUGUGA
Parnassius apollo (apollo) is the source of this 651-nucleotide messenger RNA. The record is from the annotation of a GenBank genome assembly. Lineage: Eukaryota; Metazoa; Arthropoda; Insecta; Lepidoptera; Papilionidae.